UUAAUCUCUGAAGAAACUCAGCUAGCAAUGACUCAAGCUCAUCAUCGUGACACCAUUGUUGCUGCAACUCCAAAACAACAAACAGGUUCCACUCAGGCGUGUCAUCGAUGUGGUCGAACUAAUCAUCUUUUGGCCAACUGCAAAGCAAGAUUCCAUUCCAAUGGAACUCGUCUUUCUGAUUCUCAUGCUACGACGACUACUACAUCAUCUUCCUCUACUGCACUGUGUUUGCGAUGUGGAAGGACUAAUCAUCAUGUUGAACAAUGCAAAGCAGUAUAUCUUAGCAAUGGAACACGCCUUUCUGGUUCUCGAACAACAACUACUGCUGUCACAGCUAAUACUGACUCUGUCACUACCGAAUCUUUUUCUGACAAAUUUACAUUCUCCACAGAUGAUCUUCAGGCUUUGAUCAAUCAAGAUCCUCGAACAUGUUAGAAAGUUGGGACAGGGCGUAAGAUUGGAACACUGUUUGAACUUCAAAGUCUAGAGGUUCCACAACACUUGAUCAUCGCUGCUACACCUCAAGCAACAUCAUGUUCAAAUUCUUUAGAACUAUGGCACUCUAAGUUAGGUCAUGCAUCUUUUUC
Molecule: messenger RNA, 587 nt
Organism: Morus notabilis
Lineage: Eukaryota; Viridiplantae; Streptophyta; Magnoliopsida; Rosales; Moraceae
Exons: 2
Coding region: 28-435 (135 amino acids)
Molecular function (GO): zinc ion binding; nucleic acid binding
Source: RefSeq, a predicted model, not a curated record